This is a messenger RNA of Monomorium pharaonis (pharaoh ant), 1807 nucleotides long. RefSeq names its product sulfotransferase 4A1. Lineage: Eukaryota; Metazoa; Arthropoda; Insecta; Hymenoptera; Formicidae. Gene Ontology annotation, cellular component: cytoplasm. The transcript is spliced from 6 exons. The record is from RefSeq and is a predicted model, not a curated record. Gene Ontology annotation, biological process: sulfation. Gene Ontology annotation, molecular function: sulfotransferase activity. The coding region runs from base 239 to 1231 and encodes 330 amino acids.
UAUUUAUCGAUAUGCUAUAUUCAAAAAAUAAUAUUUACAUACAAAUAUGAAAUUAAACGUAUUAUUUACGUUCUCAUAUUUAUGUAAACACAUUGAGCAGUUUGUCACAAAGUGAACAAGUGUAGGUCUACAUCGUCGCAAUAGUUUGUUUUUUCAGAUUAUUAGUCAUAAAGGCAGUGUCAAGUGAGACUCCAAACAUUACAGUCGACUUUGUAGGCAAGAAGGCUGCUACUAAAGCAUGUCUUUUAAGGAUUUAAUAAUGAAACGUGUCGAGGGUGAACUAGCGACUGCAUUAUUAAAAUUCUUUCCACUUCACAAACGUGGCUUUGUUAAAGUCGGUCAGAAAAAAUGGUUCCUGCCGUAUAGGUAUGUUGAAGAUGGCGAUAAGAUAUAUAAUUUUGAAGUUCGUGCAGAUGAUACAUGGAUUGUUACCUAUCCUAGAUCAGGUACAACGAUGACACAGGAACUUAUAUGGCUGGUGGCAAAUGAUAUGAAUUUUAAUGAAGCACAUCAGAGAUAUUUAUUGGAGAGAUUUCCUUUUAUAGAAAUAGGAGCACUGUAUGAUGACUAUAUGGUACCACAAUACAUUUCUGACAGGAUUAAUACAGAAAAACAUAGCAUCAAAUUUGUACAAGAUCAGCCUUCGCCCCGUUUCAUUAAAAGUCACUUGCCAUUUGAGUUGUUACCGACAGUUGUAAAUAGCACUUGCAAGAUUAUCUAUGUUGCGAGAAAUCCAAAGGAUGUAGCAGUCUCAUAUUACAUUUUCCAUAAACAUUUCAUGGAUUUUCAAGGAACUUUUGAACAAUUUUGUAAUAAUUUUAUGAAUAACAAUGUAUUAUGGAGCCCAUAUUGGGAACAUGUGAAGGAAGCUUGGAAAAUGAGACACAGAGCAAAUAUGAUGUUUAUCUUCUAUGAAGAUCUGAUAAAGGAUUUACCGAGGAAUAUAAAAGAAAUUGCUGCAUUCUUUGAUAAAACUUACACUGAUGAACAAAUCAAUAAGUUAGUGGAGCAUUUGAAAAUAGAGAAUUUCCGCAAGAAUCCUAUGGUCAAUCAUCCAACUUUGAACCAAACGAUGAAACCGGAUAUGUUUAUUCGGCAAGGAAAGACGGAUAGUUGGAAAGAAGUAUUAGCACCAGAAAUCGACGACAGAUUUAAUAAAUGGAUUACCGACAAUUUAAAGGACACGGAUUUAACUUUUCCAAAUUUAGUUGAACAAUACAAGCAAUUGUAGUUACAAUUUAUAAAUGUUUUGUUUUAACUAUAUUUUAAAGAAGUAGGCUUAUUUACUGAUAUAAAAAGAGAUUUAACGAAUAGAUCGUUAGCAAUUUAAAGGAUACGAAUUUAGCUUUUCAAAGUUAGAUUUGUAGAACAAUAUAAGCAGUUGUAAUUGUAAUUUAUAAAUGUUUUAUUUAAUUAUGUUUUAAAUAAGCAGGCCUACUUAUAAUAAAUAAACUCUUACACAAACAACUUUUAUUAUUACAGUUUUUAUCUUCUAAUAGAUAACUUAAAUCAUGCAGAAAAAUGUUUUUACAUGUUUUUUUUUUACACUUUUAAUCAUUUUUCAUACUUUUAUUUUUAUUAUCAUAUUGGCAUGCACGUUAUCUCACAGUAACUCUCGCAGAAUCUCUUUAUAUACAAUAUAAAUAAAUUUUUGACUCGCCUAACGUGUUUAAUUAAAAAAGCUAAUUUUCUGUUAAAUUAAAUGAGUCCGUCCAAUUAUUAUUAUUGAAACCAAUCAAGAGUUUUCGAAACAAAUUGAUGUGGAGACGAUAAGAUGAUCUAAUUGAAAUAUACGAAAAAGUGAGAU